This is a messenger RNA of Drosophila hydei, 819 nucleotides long. RefSeq lists its product as uncharacterized. The record is from RefSeq and is a predicted model, not a curated record. Bases 63 to 656 code for a protein of 197 amino acids. The transcript is spliced from 2 exons. Lineage: Eukaryota; Metazoa; Arthropoda; Insecta; Diptera; Drosophilidae.
UCCAUAUUCUAUAAAAUUUUGUCUUAAGUUACACUUGUCAAUUAAUUAUUUAUAUUUCCAGAAUGCGCUUUAUUGUAUCUUUUCUCGCGUUUCUGAGCAUUGUUAAUGCCGCGUUCUUGCCUGGCGAACUCAGAGAAAAUCUCGCAGCAGCUGCGCGAAAAACUAAGAAGCUUAUACAACAGGAUAAUGUAAAUUUAAUCUUGUCAUUGGCCCGAUCAAUUGUUAGCUCAGAUGUUGUGAAUGAAGAGGAACUAAUGAAAUGGAAACUGUUUGUCGAUCAAUGGACUCCUCAACUGUCAAUUUUGGCGGAAGAUGACGCUGCUCUGCAAGAGUUUAACGCGGCAAAGGAAAUGUUGCUGCUUGACAAAGACGAGGAGUUACUUGACCGAUGGACCAAAGGCAAAUUCCAAAGUCUAAGCCACCAACAAAAGAAAAACAUCAACAGACGGUAUAUUGCCUUCAAGUUUCAGGCUCGUAGAAUGAUUCUUGGAUCAACAGACUCCACAGGACAUUUAAAUUUUAUCGUUCGAUACUUUAAUAAGUUUGCCAGGUCAAAACCAAAUGUUCGGGAACAGGACUUUGAAAAUUUAUUCAAAUUGCUCACCUUAGACGACGUUGAACUGGACGAAUGGUUAGCCAUUCAAUCUAAUAUGUAAAUAUGUACAAAUUUUAGUGAUUUCAAGUUUAUAAUGUGAUUAGGAUUAACGCACUUAAUCAUAACAAGUAAGAAAGCUUUAGUCGCAAUGAAUGACUAGUAGAUUUAUAGUUUGUAUAGAUCAUUAAAGAAGACAAAUAUAAACCGACAUUAGAGGACUUAAA